CCCGGGGGCCCUUUAAAAUCUUGGGGGCCUCGCGAGUGUGCGCAGACAGUACCGCGGCGGCCUUUCGGUUUUUGCGUGGGAUCCGUGCAAGUGGGAACUAUGAGCUCGUCGUCGUCGUCGUCGUCGAACGCGGACCAGCGGCUGGAGCACCUCCUGAGCGCCGUGGAGAGCGAGUUCCAGAAGGGCAGCGAGAAGGGCGACGCGUCCGAGAGGGAUAUUAAGCUGGCCUUGGAGGACGCCGAUUUGUGGAACAAGUUCAAGGAGUUGACCAACGAGAUGAUCGUCACCAAAACCGGACGGCGUAUGUUCCCGGUCCUCAGGGCCAGCGUGAGCGGCCUGGACCCCAACGCCAUGUACUCGGUUUUGCUGGACUUCGUGGCGGCCGACAACAACCGCUGGAAGUACGUGAACGGCGAGUGGGUGCCCGGCGGCAAGCCGGAGCCGCAGAGCCCGAGCUGCGUCUACAUCCACCCGGACUCGCCCAACUUCGGCGCGCACUGGAUGAAGGCGCCCGUGUCCUUCAGCAAAGUCAAGCUGUCAAACAAGCUCAACGGCGGGGGCCAGAUUAUGCUCAACUCGCUGCACAAAUACGAGCCCAGGAUCCACAUCGUCAAGGUGGGCGGCAUCCAGAAGAUGAUCAGCAGCCAGUCCUUCCCGGAGACCCAGUUCAUCGCAGUCACCGCCUACCAGAACGAAGAGAUUACAGCUCUGAAGAUCAAGCACAACCCUUUCGCCAAGGCCUUCCUGGACGCCAAAGAAAGAAGCGAUCACAAGGACAUGCCCGACCACAGCGUGGACACUCAGCAGUCCGGCUACUCCCAACUGGGAGGCUGGUUCCUGCCGGGUCAGAGCCCCAUCUGCCCCAGCAGCAGCCCGCCGCAGUUCAGCGGCACGGCGGGCCACUCGUCGGGCUCGUACUGCGAGCGCUACUCCGGCCUGAGGGGCCACCGGGCCAGCCCGUACCCCGGCCACUACCCCCACCGCGCCUCCGCCACCAACAACUACAUGGACAACACCUCCGGCGCCCUGGCGCCAACCCACGACAGCUGGUCCGCCCUCCAGAUCCCCAACUCCACGGGCAUGGGGACCCUGUCCCACACCACCAACUCCACGUCCAACUCCAGUCAGUACCCCAGUUUGUGGUCCGUGGCGGGCACCACCCUCACCCCGUCGGGGUCGGCGUCGGGCUCCAUCCCGGGCGGUCUGACCUCGCAGUUCCUGAGGGGAUCCUCCUACACGGGCCUGACGUCCUCGCUGCCCGUCUCCUCGCCGUCCUCCAUGUACGACCCGGGGCUGGGCGAGGUGGGCGUGGGCGACGCGCAGUUCGAGAGCUCCAUCGCCCGGCUGACGGCUUCGUGGGCGCCCGUCGCCCAGAGCUACUGAGUGUCGGCGGCAGUUGUUUAUUUUCAUUUUUGUUUUUAUAUUUCCGCUAACAUCCAAGUGUAUAUUCUUUGUACAUAGACUAAAUUAACUCGCCGUGAUGUUCCAUGGAAUCGUGCCUUUUCGGAUUUAAGUGCCUUGCUCGCGAGGGGCGCGCCCCCUCCCACCUGUACAUAACUAUUUGUAUUUGAACUCGCUGUGAGUUGUUAUUUAUGUCACUUAAUAAUAAAUUAAAAAAAAA
Molecule: messenger RNA, 1621 nt
Organism: Syngnathoides biaculeatus (alligator pipefish)
Lineage: Eukaryota; Metazoa; Chordata; Actinopteri; Syngnathiformes; Syngnathidae
Gene: tbxta
Product: T-box transcription factor Ta
Exons: 8
Coding region: 100-1383 (427 amino acids)
Biological process (GO): positive regulation of DNA-templated transcription; mesoderm formation; somitogenesis
Cellular component (GO): nucleus
Molecular function (GO): RNA polymerase II cis-regulatory region sequence-specific DNA binding; DNA-binding transcription factor activity, RNA polymerase II-specific
Source: RefSeq, a predicted model, not a curated record